Molecule: messenger RNA, 2386 nt
Organism: Cydia pomonella (codling moth)
Lineage: Eukaryota; Metazoa; Arthropoda; Insecta; Lepidoptera; Tortricidae
Product: phenoloxidase-activating enzyme 1-like
Exons: 7
Coding region: 114-1259 (381 amino acids)
Biological process (GO): proteolysis
Molecular function (GO): serine-type endopeptidase activity
Source: RefSeq, a predicted model, not a curated record
GUGUGGCAAGCGCUGCCAAGUAACUUGCCGCGCUCGGCUUUAGCUUACUCGACUUAACGUCUUAAAUAAACAAACCAAUACUCCUUUGCUAAAUUAAUGUUUUAGUUUAAAAAAUGAAGUUACAAGUAGUGUGUUUUGCCUUGCUAUGGAAUUACGCAUAUUCGUCCUGCCGUACGCCACUAGGAGUUGAAAGCGAGUGCGUGUCUCUGUACAACUGUCAGCCACUGUUGUCAGCCUUCGAGCAACGUCCACUGCCCGGAAACGUGGUCAGCUUCCUGAGGCAGUCUUCGUGUGGGUUCGAUGGUUAUGAGCCAAAAGUAUGCUGCGGGCCUUUGCCUUCUCAGCAGCAGCAACCGGCUCAACCUACGCAAAGGCCUAGACCGACGCGCCCACCCACUUCCAACAACGAUCAAGUAGCUCCUGUAGAGGACGAGGAUUCAUCUCCUUCCCCCAGUGGCGAAUGCGGCGUUGACACCAAUGGAGACCGAAUCUAUGGCGGCCAGUUUACCGACCUCGAUGAGUUCCCAUGGAUGGCUUUAUUGGGGUACAGAACCCCCAACAGAACGAUAACGUACCAAUGCGGCGGAGUCCUGAUCAACCAUCGGUACGUGUUGACCGCGGCGCACUGCGUCACUGGCGCCAUCAACCGCGAAGUAGGCACGCUUGCCACCGUUCGGCUUGGCGAAUAUGAUACUCAGAGCGACGUGGAUUGCGUGGACGACUCGUGCGCUGACCCACCGCAGGAGAUCGCGGUGCAAGCCGGCCUGCCGCACCCCGGCUACCACGACAAGAACAAGAACAGGGCGGAUGACAUCGCUCUAGUUCGGCUGGCUCAACGGGCCAAAUAUACUUACUACGUGCAGCCCAUCUGCCUGCCGGACGGCCGGGCGCGGUUGGCGGUGGGCAAUGACGUUUACGUCGCCGGCUGGGGAAAAACCUUAAACGGACGCAACAGCCCAAUCAAGCUGAAACUGAGGCUACCCAUUUUCGAAAAGGAAAAUUGCAUUCAAAAGUACCGCACAUUGGGUGCCGAGCUCGGUGACAAACAAAUUUGUGCUGGUGGAGUGUUCUCCGAAGACGCGUGCAGAGGUGACUCCGGAGGCCCUCUUAUGAGAGCCAAGAGCAAGGGAGUGUAUGAGUCCGUCGCUGUAGUGUCCUUCGGCUAUGGCUGCGGCAGGGACGGAUGGCCCGGAGUCUACACUUCUGUAUCAAGUUACAUAGACUGGAUUCGUUCUACGAUGCGAGAAAAUAAUGUUUAGAAAGUUAGAGUAUGAUUAUUUCCAAUAUUUAAAUUGUAAAUCUUGGAUUUUCAGUCAGUAUGACUUAAAUGAAUUAUACGUACCAUUGAAUGAACGAACUGUGUUCGUUCAAGUGUUCAACGUUUACGCAUUAAUCUCAAAUUUGUGAUAAUGUUUAGUGAAUCCUAAACAAUUUUACUAUUUAGGAAUCAAUUGUAAUUUGGUGAUUGUAAUCGGGAAAAUGUUUUCAUAGAUUGAAGAUGUGUACUUUUUUAGAUAUCAAAAACAUGAUACUGAUACCUAUAUAUCUAUACAGUUAAUUGUGUCUCAAGUGAAGCAAUUGAUACCUAUUAUGAGUUAAAAUUAUGCAAAUUGCUGCCUUUUUUUAAUGGCAUACUAGACUUAUACUGAGCAGUGGGCGAUAAAGGGCUGAUAUGAUGAUGAUAAUGACUUUCCUAAUAACAUCAUAAAUAAACGGAUUUUAAACUUCGUACUUUUUCCUUAUCACUAUCAACAUUUUCUUUUUGUUGUAUGUUUCUUAAAAUUUGUAUGAUGAAAGUCAGAAAAAGUGCUUUUGUAAUGUCCAAUGAAAAAAAAAAAAAAACGCCUGUUUUGCCGAACGUUUUUGACCAGUUUACUUGUGACAUUGCCUAUUAAGAGUGUCAAUCUUUCUCUCUCAGAUAAUAAUUGGUUACUUACGUAUGUAUCUAUGGCGGGUUUAUAUUGGCCAAUGGUCAUACUCACGUCAUACUUAUUGUAUGGACUGACGUUUAAUCUGACAAGGCUAUUUGUACGUUACGUAAAAAUAGCCAUACAUUUGAGGUGCCCUUCCCCCGCAAAAAUCGGCAGACUGUUUUGUACAGAAAAUUACAGACAAGGCGUCUCGGGUUGGUUAAAUGCUCUAAGAUAUUGGCUCCCAUAAAAUAUAAGUCCUGAUUUUGUUGACCCAUAACGAUUUAACGUUUUUAGGUAUAAAUAUUGUUAGUUAUAAUGUCAAAGAUCAUAAUAUCGUUUACCAUAAUACAGAUGGUCAUAAUUUUAAAUUUCGAGGUAGGUAAAUACUGAUAAUGCAUAAUUGAAAAAGGAAUAUUAAAUAAAAUAACAAUAAGAAGGUCAAAUAAUAAAUUGAUAUAGUGUUUAAAGCCAUA